Messenger RNA from Diaporthe batatas, 1326 nucleotides. RefSeq lists its product as uncharacterized. The transcript is spliced from 4 exons. Bases 1 to 1326 code for a protein of 441 amino acids. Lineage: Eukaryota; Fungi; Ascomycota; Sordariomycetes; Diaporthales; Diaporthaceae. The record is from RefSeq and is a predicted model, not a curated record. Gene Ontology annotation, molecular function: protein binding.
AUGGCUUCGUCCUCUAGGGCCAACGGUGAGGGGAGUUCUCAGAGAACACUGGGCGAGACGAUGCGCGCGCCAUCGGUGAACCCCCCAGGUAUUGUUGUGUUGGAUAUUUUGCCCGACGACCUGGACCGCAAGGAGGUGCUGGACCCAAGCCAAGACUUGUGGCUUUCUACGAGUGACGGUCGAUACAGUUCCGCGAUAAUCCCUCUCCGCAUCGGCUUGCCGCCACAUCAGGAGAUUUUCCAGGUGCACAAGAGCGUUCUCCUGAAAGCCGAGUGGUUCCGCAAAGCGCUCCUGGGGAACUUUCUCGAAGCGGAGGCACAGUCCCUCGACUUACCGGAAGAAGACCCAGCCAUCUUCCACUUCCUGGUCGCGUAUCUCUACGAAGAGCGAUAUGUACCGACCAAGCCGCUCUCAACAGCUCUAGUCCUGGACCCGGACAAGGGCAAAGGGAAGGACGUGGCCAACGGAACACCCAACUCGGACUCGGAUUCGGACGGUCUCAGCUGGCACAGCGACAGUAGCGCUCAGUCACGACGGCGUCAGGAGCGCCGCAGACGACGCCAGGAGCGGCAACUCGAGCGGCUCCGCCAGAAGCAUCCCGGACAGCAUCGGCCAAACUGUCCCUGUCCACAGUGUGCUAACUCUCAUGGACCCCCGUGCUGGGCAUGCGCGGCUCCACGAUUCCCCCCCGUCCCCCCGCCCAUGUAUCCGCCGGGCGUUGUAGUACAGGGGCGGGACAGGUCGUGGAGAAACCAGCACCACCGGAGGCGGGGCCCAGACGGCAGGCCCAUCCCGCCGCGGCCGGGCUCACCACCAGCCAUGCCGCCAUCCCCGUCGGAGGCGGAAGCCCGCAUCAAGGGCGAGGACAUGCGGACUUGGUUGAUCGCCUACGAGCUGAACAUUGACGUGUACAUCUGCGCAGACAGGUACAUGCUCGAGGGCUUCAAGGAAAAGAUAUUGCGGGUCACCAUCGAUAUGCUCGAGAGCGCAGGCCCGGACGCGGCCCAGGUGGAGGUGCUCAGGCUCUGCCGCAAGAUCUACGACGGCGUGGGCGACAACGACUCCCUGCUGAAGAUGGUGUUUGCGAGGGUUGGGUUCCUUCAGCCGACGCUGUGGAAGAAUUCUCCCGAGGAGACGGGCGAAUUCCUGUUGACGAACCCGGAGGUUGCGACCCUAAUGCUGAAGGAGACUUCGAUUAGGAGGGAGGAAGAUUUCAGCGCUGUCCCUCUUCCCAGCAUGGAGAGGGCAACCUGGACCAUGCCCCCGGGCCGACCUUAUGAUCACCAGAUGUUGCCUCGACCUCUACCGAGGGGCGUCAGGUACUAA